AAUAAUAAUAAUAAUAAUAAUAAUAAUAAUAAUAAUAAUAAUAAUAAUAAUAAUAAUAAUAAUAAUAAUAAUAAUAAUAAUAAUAAUAAUAAUAAUAAUAAUAAUAAUAAUAAUAAUAAUAAUAAUAAUAAUAAUAAUAAUAAUAAUAAUAAUAAUAAUAAUAAUAAUAAUAAUAAUAAUAAUAAUAAUAAUAAUAAUAAUAAUAAUAAUAAUAAUAAUAAUAAUAAUAAUAAUAAUAAUAAUAAUAAUAAUAAUAAUAAUAAUAAUAAUAAUAAUAAUAAUAAUAAUAAUAAUAAUAAUAAUAAUAAUAAUAAUAAUAAUAAUAAUAAUAAUAAUAAUAAUAAUAAUAAUAAUAAUAAUAAUAAUAAUAAUAAUAAUAAUAAUAAUAAUAAUAAUAAUAAUAAUAAUAAUAAUAAUAAUAAUAAUAAUAAUAAUAAUAAUAAUAAUAAUAAUAAUAAUAAUAAUAAUAAUAAUAAUAAUAAUAAUAAUAAUAAUAAUAAUAAUAAUAAUAAUAAUAAUAAUAAUAAUAAUAAUAAUAAUAAUAAUAAUAAUAAUAAUAAUAAUAAUAAUAAUAAUAAUAAUAAUAAUAAUAAUUCAACGGCGCUUAGCUGCAAGCGGCCGAGCGGGUUGUAG
Sabethes cyaneus is the source of this 633-nucleotide messenger RNA. RefSeq lists its product as uncharacterized. The annotation marks the transcript as partial. Lineage: Eukaryota; Metazoa; Arthropoda; Insecta; Diptera; Culicidae. The record is from RefSeq and is a predicted model, not a curated record. The transcript has a single exon.